AAGCUGACACACACUCACGCACACUCGCGCACGGUUAGACAUGCGCGCGGAGCAUCAUCCGCCCACAAUCACAGAGAACAAUCAGUCCUCUGAUAUAUGCCACAGUCUCUUCCUUCUAAGUUUCACACUGUCUCUGAACCAACAGGGCUCUGAACAUGGACUUCAUCGACACUCAAGAGAUGCAGAUUCAUGAGGAGAAAGAUUACGAUGAGGCAGCAGGUGUGGGGGAGAUCUGACUCUGUGUGUGGGCCCGUGAGCGGGACACAGAGCUGGAGAUGAGGACUUUUAUCUCUGUGGGUGGAGGCGCUGAUGGAGGGGACUCCCGCGGCCUCCGCAGCAGGGUGGCACUGGGCAGGAUGAAGAAGCUGCUGUGGACCAGCCCAGUGGACACAUCCACACGGACACGGAGCCCGGCGUGUGGCUCACCAGCUUCCAGUCACUGGACACGGAUGGGCAGCUCGAGACGUUGGUAGUGGGAUCCUACCUCAUCGCCCAUGGCUUCUUCAGCGUGUACGCCAUGUGUGGACACACUGUUCCUCUGCUUCUGUGAGGACCUGGAGAGAAACGACGGCUCGUCAGACAGGCCUUACUUCAUGUCGCCCGAGCUGCACGACAUCCUCUCCGAAACCAAGAGGGUGGAGGAAGACCACGAUGGGGUCGAGCAGGGUGAUUCUGCUGAUCCUGCAAAGCCAAUGGAUGAGGUGAAACUGGAGGAGGAGACCCCUCUUCAGCAACAAGACGGAGAAAUCCAACUGAAACAGCAGACGGUGCUCAAGCAGGAAAACGAGGAGGAGCAGCCUCUGCAGGCCACGACUGAUACCGAAGAGCCACAACAGGAGAACAAAGAAGAAGAAAAAGUCAGUCAGGUUGAGGAGGCUGAAAAGAAAGAAGAAGCAGAGGUGAAAGAAGAGGUGGAAAAGCAGGAGGAAAACACCGAGGAGGCGCCACCUCCCGCUGCGGAGGCUGAGAAAGAGGAAUCUUUGGAAGAUAGUCCUCCUUCUGCACCACAGGAGUAAACAGUAAUGCAAGGGCAAAUAAAUAAGGUUAACCUCAAAAAGUACUGUAUCUACAACGUGAUGUGAUGUGGGCAUGUUAAAUGUGCGGCAUACAACAAAAGCUAAAUAUUUCCGAUGUGACAGCUUGGAGGUCAAAGAAGGUCAAAAGCCCAGUUGCAUCUCUGUAGCUUGAACAAAAAAACGCUCUCUUGUGUUGGUUUUAGAACAGUGUUGGUUUUUAUAUAUCGUGAAGAUCUGUAGAACUUUGUGAGUGCUGAACCUGUGCCUGAUUGCUGUCUCUGAUAUUUGUUGUCUUAAUCCUGUUAAAUGAUGCACUGCAGAACCACUACGUACCGUGUUUACAGCCGGAACACACUCAUGUCAAUCGAUGGUGAAUCUCUUUCACUGUUUACAAUAAUACCAGCUGACCAGCCAAAAUGUUACAGACAUAUUUGAUAGACUGUAUGAAUAUUGGAUCUUUUUUUUUUCCUAUGAAAUGUGUAUAUAUACAGUAGUGUUCUUCAAUUACAAAUUGUUUCAGCUUCAGUCUUGUAGAGAUCCAAGAUGGGAUCCGAUGUAUUGUAUUGCCACCUACUUGCCUUGGUAUUUUUGACUGAUGUAAGUGCUGUUAGUGUCGCCAUGACGCAGCCUCUCUUUGGACCCCCCCCCCCCCCCCCAAAAAAAUGUUUACUAACCCAACCUGCAUUGCUCUGUCCCUCUGUCUCUCUGCUGCAUGGUGUUGACAUGGCCUUCUGAAUGCUUGCAACUAGCAUCUCAACUCUAUGGAUGCUUUUGUACACUUUGUUUCUCUUUUGUCGCCUUGUGAAAGAUGUAAGUUACUGAUUGAUGACAUUCCAUAUUUAUCGGAUGUAAAUCUUGAUUAAACGUGAUUGUAUUUAAUCACAGUCAGUCAUUCUGUUGUGGGUAAUCAUGAGCUUGAAAAUGGUUUGGCGUUUGGAAGCAAGUGAGUUUUCAUGAACACAAAAAGUCAGCAACACAUUUGUAUUUGUCUUAAAGGGGAUCCCCAACAAUUUGACCAGUUAAGGGUACUUGACUUGCCAUGGAGAGUACUGAGUCUGUAAAACUGUUUCUAAAAGGUUUUGAUGCUUUGGGGAGGCUUUUAUAAACCUUAGAAAUAAAGAAAAGCUAUUUGAAAGCCGUGAAUAUUUGCUAACAUUCAGAUUGAGACGCAUUAUGGGACGCAUAGUAUACUGGGUUUUUUAAACUUGAUCCAUAUUAGGGACUAAAACCAGGAUAUCUCUGCUGCAAUGACUAAGCAGUGGUUUGGAGCUUUUUGGCUUGUGAUCCUUUAAAAUGAAACUACUUGUGGCCCCUUAUCGCUGGUUAUUAAUCUUAUAAAUUCAACCAAAGAAUAAAAAAAAUUAAUUCUAAGAAGGUAGGGUCUUUAGAUACUGAAAGAAGGAAAACGAGAAAAAAAAUAUUGUUUCUAAUAGAAAUUAAUACUUCAAGUUCAAAUAUAUUUGGGCCCAGGUUAGGAACUACUUAAUAACUGGGUUAUCCUCUUACUUUGACCCAUGACAUCACUAUAGCAUGUGGUUACAGGCGGGUCCAAUAGGGCGGGCUAAAACACUGCCUAACUGAUAUUAAAUGACUCUUUUAACUGUCUCUCGUUGGUCUCCUUACUUUGUAAGGUGCAAUGUUAAGAUAAUAAUAACUAUUUAUGUUAUGUUUCUCGACAUAGGUGUCAUUAAUGCUAGGGACUCUGGGUAAGAAACUUUUGACCCAUUUUGAGAAAGUUUAUUCUUGUCCAAGUUUUCCAUUCUCUCUAUGAGCAUGACAGCCACGCUGUUGAGAUGACUUUGCGACAUUGAAGAGGGAAGCCAGGUUUGUCAGGCUUCUCAAAGUUGUUGCUAACAAAUGUUAAGCCUUUAAGCCUACACUAGUUGUGGUCUGAAAAAAGGGUACCCACCACUUUUUUUAAACAUGACGUUUCUGGAGUUACUUGAAAGGCAAAAGAGAUUAUAGAGAGCCGAGGCAUGGAAAAGUUAAAUGACUCUACCGAAUGUUGUUCUUCAACUGCUUCUGCUCAUGUCACAGUGGAGGAUCUGGAGCGCAACGAUGGAUCAGCAGAGAAGCCGUACUUCAUGUCCCAGAACCUGCUUAGCAUCCUAAAUAAGUCCAAUGAAGAGGUAAAAUCUGUAGACUAGGUCACGUUGUGUGUGUGUGUGUGUGUGUGGGUGUUUGUGUGAUGGAAAUAACAACAAAAGAAGAGCGCCAUUUCCUGUGUUACAUUAUGUAUGUAUGUUUGUGUGUUGCUGCCAAAUGAGAUUCAUUAAUGUUUAUGGAUGAUAAUAUUGAUCCUUUAGGAUUUUGUUACAAAGCCUUAAGUUCAUUGCCCGCCUGCAUUUGCCCAACAAGGAGGAUAUACAUCAGAAGGAAUAUGAGACUUCCCUUUCAGAUGAAAUAUUGUUAAUUUAGGCAAUAGUUGGCCUUAAUGUACAGUGUGAAGGAUUGUUGGGGAUUUAUUGGAGGGAAUGGAAAUAGUAUUCGCUUUCAUGUUUUCAUUAGUGUAUCACUUGAAGCUAAGAUUCCUCUUCAUGGAGUCAGCUAUGUUGCACCACCAUGUUUCUAGCUCAGAAAGGACAACCCAAACUCUGACUCUAGAAAGGGCCGUUCAGGUAACUGUAGUUCCCCUAGUUAUGUAAUAGGAGGGGUGGGGGAGCGGUAUUCAGACUAUUUCCAUCUGCAACCUCACCGCUAGAUGCCACUAGAUCCUAUAAACUGUUCAUUUAAAAAGAAGAAAAAUCAGUUUUUGUUGUACAUUUUGUUCAUUGUUUUUGUCACUGUGUGUAUUCUGUCAUCAAGUUGAUGGGAUGCUUUGAAAGGUCCAGUGAGAUACAGUUGAUGGCAGGUAGCAUGUAGAUACACGUGUAAAGCUCUGCUUACUAAGUAUAUUGCACUGUUUGUUAUUAGCACACCAAACCAAAGUUGCUCAACGCAGGCUAAUAAAAGCUAAGUAUGUUUCUCAAAGCCUUAAGAGAUUACAAAUGAACCAAGUGAUUUUACUUGGACUUGCAGUCUUCAUUUCUAUGGACCUAUGUUGUUUUGUGUUCAUAUAAAACAUAUCUGUAAUGAAUUUGUAAAAGUUGUUCUUUUUCAUUUUGUUGUAAACUAAUUGUAAUUUCUUCAGAAAUUAAUAAAAUCUUAAUAAAAAUG
This is a messenger RNA of Trematomus bernacchii (emerald rockcod), 4172 nucleotides long. Its product is annotated as rho GTPase-activating protein gacV-like. The record is from RefSeq and is a predicted model, not a curated record. NCBI's taxonomy places the organism in Eukaryota, Metazoa, Chordata, Actinopteri, Perciformes, Nototheniidae. The transcript is spliced from 4 exons. Bases 495 to 1016 code for a protein of 173 amino acids.